UGCUGCAUGUGCGGCUCCGAGUCCACUGUGUAUAGGUGCUACAACUGCCUCGGUGACCCAGUAUUUUGUCUGAAGUGCUGCAGAAAUGAGCACCGGAGACUGCCUUUCCAUAAGAUAGGCAAAUGGAAUGGGGGAUUUUUCGAGGAAACGUCUCUGACCAAGAUAGGUAUGGAAAUUUAUCUUGGGCAUCAGGGAAUGCCUUGUCCAGCACUUAGGGAUAUUCAUGAAUGGGAGGACACCGACGAGCCCAUAUAUCAACCAGCAGAG
Messenger RNA from Suillus discolor, 267 nucleotides. RefSeq lists its product as uncharacterized. NCBI's taxonomy places the organism in Eukaryota, Fungi, Basidiomycota, Agaricomycetes, Boletales, Suillaceae. The annotation marks the transcript as partial. The record is from RefSeq and is a predicted model, not a curated record. The transcript has a single exon.